Molecule: messenger RNA, 1927 nt
Organism: Drosophila subobscura
Lineage: Eukaryota; Metazoa; Arthropoda; Insecta; Diptera; Drosophilidae
Product: venom acid phosphatase Acph-1
Exons: 5
Coding region: 555-1769 (404 amino acids)
Biological process (GO): dephosphorylation
Molecular function (GO): phosphatase activity
Source: RefSeq, a predicted model, not a curated record
AUACAAAAAAGAGCGACGGUGACGACAGCAUUUGGCGAUAAUGAAACGAUAAAAGACCUGUGGAACAUAUGCUUCUGGGCUCUGCCUUUUGCAGUGACACAGCCCCCGCACAGUAUUAUUGUAGAUAGUGCAUCGCUCAGACAUUGACACAGUCGCGUGCGAAGACCCCAGCCGAAAAUCGGGGAGUCGAAAUUUGAGGCUCUAUCAAAAGUUAGUGACAAACAAAUGAUAGCAGUAUGGCUACACUUGGGGCAGCGAAUGUAAUCAAUUGAUUCUGCUCGUAGGAGUGGGACGAAACCGGUUUGAUGUUUGUAAAUUAGCUAGUUUCGUGGUCGUGAUCGCGGUUUAUGGGUACAAUAAUUAAAAACCCCGAAAAAAAAGCGAUACAAAAACCCAAAGGCAAAGGCGAAAUAUAUGCGAAGCAAACGGCAAAAGGAACACACGUUAGUCGGUGAUCUGUCGGCGGGCAAGCUCUCCAAGCACAACCAAAUCCGAAACGUUACGCCAGCGGAAUCCGAGCUCCGUCACAAGUUCUAUAAAGAGCGUCUGUCAAAAUGCCGCGUUCGCAUUUCACUCGAAGGCAUUGUCUAGCGAUGACGGGCGGAUUAAUUGCAACGGGGCUGCUGCUCAUCUGGUGUCUGGCACACUCUACGAUCGUAUCGGGCAAACUAUACGAUCCCGCCGCUGACAAAUCAACGCUCGAGCUGCUGCAUGUGGUAUUCCGACAUGGACCACGAACGCCGGCGGAUACGUAUCCAAGGGAUCCGUAUGUAAAUGAGACCUACUAUCCCUAUGGCUGGGGACAAGUAACAAAUAAUGGCAAACGCGAGCUGUUCAACAUUGGUACUUGGCUGCGUAAGCGUUAUGGCAAAUUUCUGGCGCCCCACUACAGUCCCGAUCUGGUGCACGCACAGGCGACUGGGGUGUCUCGCACCCACAUGACCAUGCAGACGGUCUUGGCCAGCUUCCUGCCCCCCAAAGGCACCGACAUGGAGUGGAAUAGCAAGUUUAAUUGGCAGCCCAUACCUGUCUUCUCGCAGGAGCUCAAUGAGGACACGCUUCUACUCGUUCGCACGCCCUGUCCGAGGUAUUUCGAGGCACUGCAUGAGGUCUAUGACCUGCCCGAGGUGAAGCAGGAAGUGGCACCCUACCUGGACAUGUACAAGGAGCUGGAGACACAUACAGGUCUCAGCUUCAAGGAGCCUGAGGAUGUUCAAUCGCUCUAUCUGACGCUGCUGGCCGAACAGGAGUGGGGUCUGAAGCUGCCCGAGUGGACCAACGAGUACUUCCCGGAGAAACUGCAGUUCCUCGCCGAGCAGAGCUACGUUUACAAUGUGUACACACCAGAGAUGCAGAAGAUCAAAGGCGGGCCCUUCCUCAAGAAGAUGUUCGGCGAGAUGCAGCAGAAACAGAACGGAACGCUCAAGCCGAGUGCCCGAAAGAUGUACAUCUACACCGGCCACGACUCGACGGUGGUGAACAUUCUCUCGGCCCUGAAGAUCUGGAAGCGCCAGCUGCCCCGCUACUCGUCCAUGGCCAUCUUUGAGCUGCACAAGAGCAAGGAGACGGGAGAGUACUGGGUGGAGAUCUACUUCCGCAACGAUCCCAAGGCGCAGGCCCAGAAGCUGACUGUGCCCGGCUGCGAGUUCAAAUGUCCGCUGGACAAGCUGCAGCAGCUGGCCAGGGAUGUGGUGCCCACGGAGCUGGAUGAUAAUCGCUGUGAUUCCCGCAACGAGGCAUUCACAGAGCCACCACUGCGUGGCCCAUAGAGGCCGUAGAGUGAUUCUUACAGGUGCUACAAAACUCAGGGAGUGGGACAUGCCAGUCAGUCAGUCAGUCAGUCCUGCCGGUAAGCCUCAAAUAACUAGUUAAGUCAGUCGUUUAGCCUAAGCCAAAUAAAUGUGUUAUGGUUCCAGAGUUCACUUCA